Molecule: messenger RNA, 1554 nt
Organism: Acomys russatus (golden spiny mouse)
Lineage: Eukaryota; Metazoa; Chordata; Mammalia; Rodentia; Muridae
Product: butyrophilin-like protein 10
Exons: 5
Coding region: 1-1554 (517 amino acids)
Biological process (GO): regulation of cytokine production; T cell receptor signaling pathway
Cellular component (GO): external side of plasma membrane
Molecular function (GO): signaling receptor binding
Source: RefSeq, a predicted model, not a curated record
AUGGCAAUGCCACGCCCUGGAGACGCUACUCUGCCAAGAUUCUUGGUCCCCUUCAUCUUCCUGCAGCUCCUGCCUUCUGGGAACGGAAAAGCAGAUUUCCAUGUCCUUGGACCUCCGGACCCACUUCUGGCCAUAGUAGGGCAAGACAAAGAGUUGCCUUGCAAACUGUCACCCAACAUCAGUGCUGAGGGCAUGGAGCUGAGGUGGUACAGAAACCGGACCUCACAGGCUGUGCAUGUGCACAAGAACGCGGAGGACGUGUGGCAAGAGCAGAUGAGGGAAUAUGAGGGAAGGACCACGUUCCUCGGCAAUCACAUGGCCAGGGGAGAGGCUGCUGUGAGAAUACACAAUGUCACCCCGUUUGAUAACGGGACCUAUCACUGCCUCUUCAAGGAGCACACAUCCAACAGCCAGGCCACCCUGUGGCUGAAGGUGGCAGGGUGGGGCUCAUCACCCAGAAUCCGUGUGACCGACACCCAGGACAAAGGCAUACAGGCAGAGUGCACCUCAGCAGGCUGGUUCCCAGAGCCUAAGGUGGAGUGGCUGGACCUCAGAGGACAGCCAGUGCCCGCCAAGACUGGCUUCUUGGCUUCAGGCAGCACUGGCCUCUUGGCUGUGGUAUCCAUUGUGACUCUGCAGGACAGGGCUGUGGGGAGCCUGACUUGCUCCAUCUCCAAUCCCCUCCUCCCCGAGAAGAAUGUGACUGAGACUUACCUGCUUGCCUCCCUAUUGAGAAAGCAUCUGUCCGUGGAACGGGGACCAGCUCUGCCCUUGAUCCUCACGGCACUGGGGCUCGUCUUGGCAGCGAUCGCCUGUGCCUUUGGGAAGCAUUACCAAGACAAGCAUAAGACAAGUCAGGAAGAAGAAGCAGAUCCAGAAGCUGGUGAUGAGGCUGAGCCCUUCCAUGCGAGUCUGUCCCUGGACCCUGAAACUGCCAGUCCAAAACUCAUGGUGUCUGAGGAUCAUAAAAGUGUGAAGCGGCUGCUAUUUGACCAGGACCUGUCCCCCAAUUUUAGAAGAUUUGACCAGGACCCCUGCAUCCUGGCUCAACAGCGAUUUGAGGCAGGGAGACACUACUGGGAAGUGGAGGUUGGGGCCAGGAGGGCCUGGAUUCUGGGUGUGUGUUUGGAAAGUUUGGAACGGGAAGGAAGGAUCCCCAAGUCACCCCAGCAUGGCCUCUGGGCACUGGAGUUUUACAAGAAGAAACUCCAGGCCCUCUCCUACCCCAGGACUCACCUGUCUCCUCCGGAGCCCCUCUGGCGGGUGGGCAUCUUCUUAGACUUUGAGGCAGGGAAGAUCUCUUUUCAUGAUGCGACCAAUGGCUCCCUGAUCUAUGUGUUCUCCGGGAUGUCCUUUUCUGGUCCCCUACAGCCAUUCUUUUGCCUCUGGACCCAUGACCCCAGGCCCCUGACCAUAUGUUCAGUGGUCAAAGAGACGGAAGAAAACACAGAAUCCUCUGGAGGCCUGGGGACUCCUGACAUGUCCUUAGGAGACAGGAGCUCCUGCCUUCUUGCCCACCCUACUCCUGGUACUAGUUAUCAAUUUCCCCCAUAA